GAAUUACAGUUAGGUUAAGUUACAUUACAUUAUCUGGUAUAACAUCAGUCAAUGUUUUUAUAAAAUUACAUGACUGUUUUCCUUUAGUAUGCAAAAAUGUUGUUGUCAAGACGUUUAUUCGAGACGAAACUUUCGCAAAGUUUAUCGAAAACACUGAAGCUUGCAAUAUAUUCAACUGCCUCAGAAUCAAACACCGAGGAACAAUUUCGAGUGUUAGAGCUUUAUUCGCAGAAGAAAGCUACACAGGAAAAGCGGAAAACACGACAAAUCAAUGUCCCACCACCGAGAACUACAGAAAUGGUUAUUGAUCAGGACUGGCCAUCAGUCUGGCCGGGUACGCGAACCUUUCAUCCUGCUUCAAUACCUCUUCCGUUGCAUCAAGGAUACAAAGAAAAGGGUGCACCGCCUGGUAAAUACGCUAAUGCUGAGCUCAUGAAAAUACCAAACUUUUUACAUCUUACACCACCUGCAAUUCAAAGACAUUGCGAAGCAUUGAAACAGUUUUGUACGGAGUGGCCUACAGCUUUGGAAAACGAAGAGAAAUGUGCGAAACAUUUCCCUGUUGAGAUUAUUACAUCCGACUAUUGUUAUUCUUCACCCACGAUUAGAGAUCCACUCGCUAGAAUUGUGAGUUUACAAGUGAAAUUAUCCUCUCUUCACUUAGACACUCAUGCAAAAGAUAAGUUAUUGAGAUUAUUAGGAAACAAGUAUAAUCCAGAGACAGAUAUAAUAACGAUUACAACCGAUAGAUGCCCAACUAGAAAGCAAAAUUUAGAAUACGCACGUUAUCUCCUCACAGCAGUGUAUCAUGAAUCUUGGAGAGUUGAGCCUUGGGAAGCUGAAAAAUCCAUAGCAGACAUGGAAUAUUUUGAUUGGGAUACCAGUCAAAGUCGUACAAAUGCAGUGACUCUAUACAAAUGGCCGAAAUCGCCAACCAGUUAUGAUUAUGAGACUAUCCCACAUGUAACUGAGUAUAAAAUUGCUGUUUCGGAUCUCGUAAAUAAGGGCGAAGAUCAGUAUUCAGUCAAUGAAUACAAGGAAGCUGUUAAAAACUUGUUAAAUCUCAGAUGUGACAAUAAAAAUUGAACUUUGAAUAUAAUGUAGAAACAAACCAA
This is a messenger RNA of Linepithema humile (Argentine ant), 1115 nucleotides long. RefSeq names its product mitochondrial ribosomal protein S35 (gene mRpS35). Gene Ontology annotation, cellular component: mitochondrial small ribosomal subunit. Gene Ontology annotation, molecular function: structural constituent of ribosome. Lineage: Eukaryota; Metazoa; Arthropoda; Insecta; Hymenoptera; Formicidae. The record is from RefSeq and is a predicted model, not a curated record. Gene Ontology annotation, biological process: mitochondrial translation.